GUCACUUGCUUCCUUUGUGUGACUCCCUCUAUAUAUUUCUCCUACAUUUCUCUUCACUCCACACCAAACUUUGCUUACAACUCUCUCUGGUCCAACCGAGAUACAUAUAUUAAAUCCAUCCAUCAUGGGUUCCGGCCCCGGAGGAUGGGCCGACACCAAGAGUAUGACUCUCCAGGUCCUCAACGGCCGGUGGUUCAUGGUCUUUGCAUGUCUAUUGAUCAUGUCCGCCGCCGGCGCUACCUACAUGUUCGGCCUCUACUCUCCUGACAUCAAGAAGGUCCUCGCCUACGACCAAAGCACACUCAAUCUCCUCAGCUUCUUCAAGGACUUAGGUUCCAACGUCGGCAUCCUCUCCGGCCUCCUCAACGAGGUCACGCCGCCGUGGGUGGUUCUCUUGGUCGGCGCUAUUCUCAACUUCUUCGGAUACUUAAUGAUCUGGCUAUCCGUCACCAAGAAAGUCGCCCGGCCAAAAGUCUGGCAGAUGUGCCUCUACAUUUGCAUCGGCGCCAAUUCCCAGUCGUUCGCCAACACCGGCUCGCUGGUCACCUGCGUCAAGAACUUCCCCGAGAGCCGCGGCGUUGUUUUGGGGCUUCUUAAGGGCUACGUCGGCCUCAGUGGCGCUAUCAUCACGCAGAUGUACUAUGCUUUCUACUACGACGACCACAGGUCCUUAAUCCUGCUCAUCGGGUGGCUUCCUGCAGCCAUAUCAUUCGCCUUUCUGAAGACCAUUAGGAUCAUGAAGGUGAUCAAACAAAGCAACGAGGUCAACGUGUUCUUUAACAUGUUGUACAUCUCUCUUGGACUCGCCGGGUUUCUGAUGAUCAUGAUCAUAGUACAGAAUAGGGUGCACUUCACUCAAGCGGAGUACGGCGCCAGCACCGCCAUGGUGUUCUUCUUGCUCGCUCUUCCCAUCGUGGUGGUUGUAAUCGAGGAGUACAAGAUAUUUGAGAGGAAAAUGCUCGAGAUGAAUGGGGACGUCAACGUAGUGACUGAAAAGCCCGCCCUCCCCACCGGUGAACAUUUAUCAGUGCAGUCAAUGGACGGGCCGGUUACAUAUGAAGCUCCUGAGUCCACGACGGAACCUACAGAAUCUUGCUGGAGAACUUGUUUUAGACCUCCAAAUAGAGGGGAGGACUACACAAUUCUCCAAGCCCUAUUCAGCAUUGACAUGCUCAUACUAUUCUUUGCUUGCAUAUGUGGUGUUGGGGGCACAUUGACCGCAAUUGACAACUUGGGUCAGAUUGGGAGUUCGUUGGAAUAUCCCGAACAUAGCAGGAGUACUUUCGUGUCUCUAGUAAGCAUAUGGAAUUAUCUCGGUAGGGUCGUUGCCGGAUUCUACUCGGAAUACUUGCUAAAACGAUACAAAGUCCCUCGUCCUCUCAUUCUAACCCUAACCCUCUUAGUCUCUUGCAUUGGUCACCUCCUUAUUGCCUUCAAUAUUAAAAAUGGUCUCUACAUCGCCUCAGUCAUAAUAGGGUUCUGCUUCGGCGCUCAAUGGCCUUUGCUCUUCGCCAUAAUCUCCGAGCUCUUCGGGCUCAAGUACUACGCGACCUUGUACAAUUUCGGCUCAGCAGCAAGCCCGGUUGGCUUAUACUUGCUCAACGUGAAACUCACCGGUCAUGUAUACGAUACGGAGGCGAGGAAGCAAUUGGCGGCUAAAGGGAUGAUUAGGCAGCCAAAUGAGCAAUUGACUUGUCUUGGUGGAGAGUGUUUCAAGUUGUCCUUUAUUAUAAUUGCAGCUGCAACAUUUUUUGGGGCACUUGUUUCACUGAUUUUAGUGGCAAGGACAAGGAAGUUUUACCUGAGUGACAUAUACAAGAAAUUUAGAGAGGAGGCAGAAAAAAAUGCUGAGGCUGAAAUGGCCAUAACGGAAAAUGGUGUCACCAAUGGCCAUAACCAAAACAAUGGAAGAUCAUAGAGACUCAUGCAUGAUGGAUAUAUGUAUAUGCCAUUCUUCUUCUUUUCUUUUUUCUUUUUGAAACCCUAGCUUGGAAUAGGUAUAGAGUUUAGGAAAUGAAAAACAAGAAACUAUAUAGAUCAUGUGUGAUUUCUCUUUUGAAUUUGUGUGGGUUUCUACAUGAUUUAAUGCCGAUAUUUUCCAGUGCA
Argentina anserina (silverweed cinquefoil) is the source of this 2106-nucleotide messenger RNA. RefSeq lists its product as uncharacterized. The transcript has a single exon. Gene Ontology annotation, cellular component: membrane. The record is from RefSeq and is a predicted model, not a curated record. Bases 125 to 1918 code for a protein of 597 amino acids. NCBI's taxonomy places the organism in Eukaryota, Viridiplantae, Streptophyta, Magnoliopsida, Rosales, Rosaceae.